Messenger RNA from Ixodes scapularis (black-legged tick), 3125 nucleotides. Its product is annotated as formimidoyltransferase-cyclodeaminase-like. Gene Ontology annotation, molecular function: folic acid binding; transferase activity. The record is from RefSeq and is a predicted model, not a curated record. The transcript has 13 exons. Lineage: Eukaryota; Metazoa; Arthropoda; Arachnida; Ixodida; Ixodidae. Bases 282 to 1907 code for a protein of 541 amino acids.
AUGACUAUUGGUCCAUCCAGACACCAACUCGUGAAAUUUGACCUACUUGGGCGAAUACUAUUUUUCUUAGCUCGGACGUCACAGAGAUUCGAGCACUUCGAGGGUGAAAAAGUAAACGCACUCAAACACGGCGCAGGCAGCGCGCGGCGCGGCGGCUGGCGGCGCAGCACGGCGGUGGCUACCGCGCCAGCAGCAGACGAUAACAGUCUUCCAUCGGUUUCAGUUAGAAAUCAGUGGUUCGAGGACAGAGUUCAAGCGCUGCACGCACCAAGGGCUCCAACAUGCGCACCAAAAUCGUCGAAUGCGUCCCAAACUUCUCGGAGGGUCAAAGCGAAGAGGUGAUCGAAGAGAUCUCCAAGGCCAUCCGGGAGACGAGCGGAGUGUCCCUCCUGGGCGUGGACCCUGGGCCUUCGACCAACCGGACGGUGUACACCUUUGUCGGGUCCCCGGACGCCGUCAUACAAGGAGCCCUCAAUGCUGCCAGAGUGGCCCACAACCGCAUUGACAUGACCAAGCACAAAGGGGAGCACGCGCGGCUGGGUGCCCUGGACGUCUGCCCCUUCAUCCCGGUGCAGGGGGUGGAGAUGGAGGAGUGCGUCUACUGCGCUCGCAAGUUUGGGGAGAAGCUCUCGGCGGAGCUCGGCGUUCCAGUCUACCUGUACGGCUUCGCUGCGCAGCAGGAUCACCGCAGGAGCGUGCCCCAGAUCCGCUCCGGGGAGUACGAGGGCCUGGCCGACAAGAUCGGGAAGCCCGAGUGGAAGCCCGACUACGGCCCGGCCGAGUUUGUGCCACGCUGGGGGGCCACCAUGUCCGGAGCGCGCAAGUUCCUCAUCGCCUACAACGUGAACCUGCUGGCCACCAAGGAGCAGGCCCACCGCAUCGCCCUGGACAUUCGGGAGGAGGGCAGGGGAAAGGGACAGCCGGGAACCCUGAAGAGCGUGCAGGCGGUCGGCUGGUGGCUGGAGGAGGAAAACCUUGCCCAGGUUUCUGUGAACGUCCUGGACCACGACAUCACUCCCGUUCACGUGGUCUACGAAGAGAUUGCCCGCAAUGCCAGGGACCUGAAACUGGCCGUGACCGGGUCGCAAAUCGUGGGCCUCGUUCCGCUCGAGGCCAUUCUGGCAGCCGCGGAGUUCUACAUGGAGAAGGAGAGCCUCUUUGUUCUGGAAGAGGACCAGAAAGUCCACUUGGCCAUCAACCGCCUGGGUCUCAACUCCAUUGGCCACUUUGACCCGUCCGAGCGGAUCAUCGAGUACAUGCUGCCGAAUGACCGUGCCGGACCCUUGGCCCAGAAGACGCUGUCCCAGUUCAUUCACGUGGUGGGUGCCAGAACCCCCACUCCUGGGGGUGGAUCCGUGGCCGCAGCCGUCGCUUCCCUGGGAGCUGCCCUGGGCGCCAUGGUGGGCAAGAUGACGUACGGCAAGCGGCAGUGGGAGAAGUACGACGAGCACAUGCGCAGGCUCAUUCCCAUCAUGCACCGGGCCAUGGACGAGCUCAUACCGAUGGUGGACGCCGACACGGGGGCCUUUAACGACUACAUGGCUGCCCACAAGCUGCCCAAGUCCACCCCUGAGGAAGAGGAAGUGCGGGAGGUGGCCAUGCAAGCGGGGCUGAGGAAGGCUAUUGCUGUGCCCCUUGGGGUUGCCCGCUCGGUGACCCAGCUCUGGGACACGGCCAAGGAGCUCGCCUCCAUCAUCAACAUUGGGGCCAGGGCGGACUUACAGGUCGGUGCCCGCUGCCUUGAGACUGGGGUGUUUGGCGCCUACUGGAACGUCAUCCUCAACUGCCAGGGCCUCCAAGACCAAGUUUACAAGAACCAGGUGAUGGAAGAAAUUGAAGCAUGUCGUCAGGCAGCAAUAACUGGCUGCGCCCAAGUACUUGACAUCCUGGAGAAGCGCAUCUCUUGAGCUCACACUCAAAGUACCUCGUGAAUGGAUUGUCUAGAACAGUGGUCCUCAAACUCCAACGCGUCGGGGAAGUCUUGUGUUUCAACGAAAGCGAUGGGGGACUCCCUUUACGGUGAGGUAUUGGGUGAUUACGGUGAUGAGAGGAUAAAUUAACAGGACUACCGUAUUUACUAUAUUAUAGGUCGACCCUUAUGCUAAGAUCCCUUGGGAAGUAAUAAGAAAAUGUUUGAGUGUGAGUCUACCCUUAUUUUUAAAUUGUCCGACCUUCCAGAACGAUGAAACAUGAGCAAGCCAUGGCGCUUGCGCUGCAAGCUUCACUGCUUUGUGUUGACAUCCUUUGGUUACAAUCGUAAGCCGAUCUCCAAUGUCGAGGAACAGUGCCGAACAAAACGUUGACCUGUAUUCAAAUAAAUACGGUAAUUGCUAGAGUGAGCUAGACUUGUUUUAUCGUUUUAUAUGAGGGAAACAUCACAAAAAAGGGUCAGGUGUCAUCUAGUAUGACAAAAAAAAAAGAUUUAUUCCUUAUUUUCAUUGAGGAGCAUGAGAGCCAUUGGACUAGACGAACCACGCACGCAUGUCCGACACUGCAGUAGGUUUGCACCAAGUCUUGUACUUUGGUCAAGGGGCCAACGGACCCAGCCAACUGAUCCAAGGAUGAAUCGAUAAGGUAAUAGUAAGAGGUCGUUCUCCAACAGAAAUCGACGUUACCUGCGAGCAUGAAAUGCACCUCGUUUCAGCCAUUUCCAAGUGGAGAGGUCUCGCUCCUACACUGUGCAACACCGUUAGCAUGAAUGAGCGAGCACCUUUUUUUUCCCCUGUUUUCCUCUUAAAAUACUAUGCCUGGAAUCAAAAUCUACUACCUAGUGUGGCAUCUAGUCCACAUUGAUGGAAGGAACUCUACUGUAAAUUUUAGAGUGCAUCAGUAUUCUGCCCGAGUAAAACUUAAAAAAACAGUGCCGAUGUGUUUGCACUAGCAGUGUCGCACAGUGUACUAAUCUUCCCACUGUUGUUACUCUAUAUCGCCCCGUGAGAAUUGCUCAACUAACAUUGGGCAUGGAAGGGUCUUGUAGUGGAGCCGUGUAGUCAUACUAUCAUAAUGUCAUCCUACAGCGAACUCUGAUGCCCCUUGUCUGUCCAUCAACUAAGUUGUGAGAAAUCGUGUUGUUUGGCACCUGAUACGUCUUUUUGUAAUUUUAUAAUAAAGAUGGUUCUAACUUC